AUGGUUGAAGCUGCGUCUACACCUUCUCUCCCUUCGGCUGCUGGUGCUGCAAUUACCACCGCUAUCGCGCCGGUGUCAGUCCAAACACCGGUUUCUGCCAACCCAAUGGUUGAAGCUGCAUCCACAUCUUCUCUCCCUUCGGCUGCCGGUGUCACUGCAAUUAUCACCGCUAUCGCGCCAGUGCCAAUUCCAGCAUCUGUUACUUCUGCCGCUCCUUCUGCCACUCCCUCCUUUUCCGCUAUUGCAUUAGCGGCACUUGCCAUCACAACCACGGUUGCUACGAUGGACAGUUAUUUUGCUGACACUAUUUUAGCCGCUACCAACGCUAAGAGAGUCUUGCACGGGGUGGAUCCGCUUGUGUGGAACGAUACUUUGGCCGUUUACGCUAACAAUUACGCCACCUCUACUUACCAGUGCAACGGGAUCUUGAAGCACAGUGGUGGUCAGUACGGUGAGAACCUUGCCGCGGGCUACAGCACUGUUGGUGCCGUGGAAGCCUGGUACGAUGAGAUUCAAUAUUACAACUUUUCCAACCCGGGCUACAGCUCUAACACGGGUCACUUCACCCAGUUGAUCUGGAAGAGCUCGGCUCAGUUGGGGUGUGCUUAUAUCAAUUGUACCGGAGCCUGGGGUCAAUAUAUCAUCUGUGAGUACAACCCCCACGGUAACGUCAUUGGCUGGUUCCCUCAGAACGUGUUCCCGCUUCUC
Molecule: messenger RNA, 708 nt
Organism: Babjeviella inositovora NRRL Y-12698
Lineage: Eukaryota; Fungi; Ascomycota; Pichiomycetes; Serinales
Product: CAP domain-containing protein
Exons: 2
Cellular component (GO): extracellular region
Source: RefSeq, a predicted model, not a curated record